Molecule: messenger RNA, 1008 nt
Organism: Gongylonema pulchrum
Lineage: Eukaryota; Metazoa; Nematoda; Chromadorea; Rhabditida; Gongylonematidae
Source: the annotation of a GenBank genome assembly
AUGUACAGCAGAGAAGCAAGGAGACAUGGCAACAGCAUGGGAAGAGAGGAUCCAAAAUGUCCUGGAAAGCAAGGGAACAUUCUGGACAUGAUUGCUGGUCCUUUAUAUAAGCGCGUACUUUCACUGCUUCCACAAUCAGUGCUGUCAUUAUCGUCUCAUUUGCAAUGGCUUUUUUCACAUGCCGACCGCGCUGCGCCACUUGGCGCUCGUUCCCUGUGGAGCGUGAAUUCGAGUGGCCGGCUUUCCCAGUGGAGCGACAAUUCGCAUGUGCGAUACGCCGAAUGGACCGUAUGUUCGAGUAUGGCCGAUUGUGAACGAGAGCAUCCGAAAGCGCCCUUUGGCGUCCGCUUCCUGUGGAGCGUGAAUUCGAGUGGCCGGCUUUCCCAGUGGAGUGACAAUUCGCAUGUGCGAUACGCCGAAUGGACCGUAUGUUCGAGCAUGGCCGAUUGUGAACGAGAGCAUCCGAAAGAUUUGGUGGGCUGCGCUGGCUAUGAACAGAAAUUGACAAGUGACCUGCUUUCUAAGUUUCGACGUCUAGCAGCGUCUCGUUCAUUUCAGGUGACGGAUGAGACGGGCAGAUUUGCCGUCGAGCUAAAUGUCAGUGCGUUCCAUCCCGAAGAACUCGCGGUGAAAGUCCAAGAUCGAGAAGUGUGCAUUGAAGGACAUCACGAAGAACGCAACGACCAGCACGGGCGCGUCGAGCGACAUUUCGUCCAAAAAUUCCUGCUGCCUACGACUGCGCUGCCGGACAGUGUGGAAUCGAUCCCGAAGAACUCGCGCCAAGAUCGAGAACUGCGCAUUGAAGGACAUCACGAAGGACGCAGCGACCAGCACGGGAGCGUCGAGCGACAUUUCGUCCAAAAAUUCCUGCUGCCUAUGACUGCGUUGCCGGACAGUGUGGAAUCGAGUCUCUCAGACGGCGGAGUUCUCCGAGUUACUGCUCAGAAGAAUUGCACUGUCGAAGAAGUACAAUCUAGAAAAAUCCCCAUUCAGCCAUUAAAUAACUGA